This is a messenger RNA of Candidula unifasciata, 396 nucleotides long. Lineage: Eukaryota; Metazoa; Mollusca; Gastropoda; Stylommatophora; Geomitridae. The record is from the annotation of a GenBank genome assembly.
AUGGCUGCCGUCUGGUGCCUUCUGUUAGUUGCGGUCGGUUGCGCCGCAGCCCCAGAGCGGUCCGAAGGAAAUGUCUUCCCGCCAUACAAGCCUUUAUUCAGCCCGGAGGAAUGGAAAGAAAUUUUGCAACUACUAAAUAUAACAAAGAGAGACAACCCUCCCUUGUACGACGACCCUCUCACGCACGAACAGAUCAUAGAGCUGAUUAAACAACCCAGCACGCUGUACCGGCACCUAGAUGGUCAACGGGAACACGCACAACCCGUAAAUAGGGAGCACCCACAUCAGCAGCUUCUCCUGGACCCAAGUCUACCCGAGGACAUCCUGCUGGAACUAGAGCUGGCACUUGACUAUGACGAGAUUCUGGCCAUUCUAGGGGAGUAUCUCAAGGGUUGA